This is a messenger RNA of Colletotrichum spaethianum, 1920 nucleotides long. RefSeq names its product dehydrogenase xptC. Gene Ontology annotation, biological process: secondary metabolite biosynthetic process. Gene Ontology annotation, molecular function: flavin adenine dinucleotide binding; oxidoreductase activity, acting on CH-OH group of donors. The transcript has 5 exons. The coding region runs from base 1 to 1920 and encodes 639 amino acids. The record is from RefSeq and is a predicted model, not a curated record. Lineage: Eukaryota; Fungi; Ascomycota; Sordariomycetes; Glomerellales; Glomerellaceae.
AUGCCGUUCUUUCGUCAGUCCAAGUCCCAGCCUCAGUGGCCAGGGAUCACAAUUGCAGCUCUCCUCACGGCGAGCUGUGUCGCCAACGCCUAUGUCAUCCCGCGCCAGAUCAAGCCAUCUCAGCUCCUGCAAAGUUAUGACUAUGUCAUUGUGGGGGGUGGAACGGCAGGACUGACUGUGGCAGACCGCCUGACCGAGGACCCAGAAACGACCGUCUUGGUCCUUGAAGCCGGUGACUGGGGCAACAUGGCAGACAAUCUUUUGGUUCGCACUUCGGGCAGGAAUGGAUCUUUCACCGACUUGCUGUGGCCCGAUCUCCAGUCUGUGCCACAGCCCAAUCUGAACGGAAGGCCUGGCAACGUCUUCAUUGCUAAGCAAGUUGGAGGCGGCGCGUCCGUGAACGCCAUGGUGAAUAUGCGAGGCUCUGCAGAGGAUUAUGACCGCUGGGCUACCCUAUUCGGAUACGAGGCCCAGCAGGGCACUGCUGACUGGAGCUGGGAUGGCAUAUUACCGUUUUUCAAGAAGGGCCUCCACUUUACUGAGCCGCCUCCGGAACUGACCAACAACUUUGAUAGCGUCAAGUACGAUGCGUCCUACUGGGGAGACUCUUCCGAGAUCUAUGCCGGUUGGCCUCGGUUCUACUAUCCAGGCGUGACUCCACUCUUGGAAGCGUUCAAGGAGAUCGAUGGUGUUGAGUUCCCGUCCGACAGUGGUGCUGGACAGGCAGGCGUUUUCUGGUUCCCCACGCUUAUGGAUCCCCGAACUGUUACGCGCUCCUACGCCGGUACUGGUCACUAUCUUAAUGUCAACGCUACCCGCCCCAACUACCACCUUUUGGUCAACACCCAGGCUCGCAGGCUGGUAGUGGACGAUGAGCUCUCUGCCACUGGAGUCGAGUUCCCGUUAGGAAACAACACCUUGUUCACCGUCAACGCAAACAAGGAGGUCAUUCUCUCUGCCGGUACCAUUCACACUCCUCACCUCUUGCAGCUCAGUGGUAUCGGACCCAAGAAGAUUCUUGAGGCUGGUGGCAUUGACGUGCUUGUCGACCUACCUGGCGUUGGCCAAAACUUCCACGACCACCCUAGUCUAUCUGGAAUGAAUAUUACACUCUCUAAACUCGCGUCGAUCCACCCGAACCCGAGAGAUCUGGUUGAUGGAAACGACUUUAAAAACUGGGCCGACGAGGUGUGGGCAGCUAACAAGACCGGUCCAUACUCCAUCGCACUCACCAAUCUAGCUGGAUGGCUUCCUUUCACCGUCGUGUCGGACAAGGCCGAAGAACUUGCCACGAAGCUGGAGCAACAAGACUUUGCCAGCCUGUUGUCGGCCGACGCCGACGCUACUGUGGCCGCCGGCUUCGAGGCGCAGAUGAAGCUACUCGCCGCCCAGAUGCGUUCCAAGAACACGGCCUUCACGCGAUUCCAGCUCAUCGCCGACCAUGGCGCCCAGGGCCCCGUGGCGAUGCAAUCCUUCAGCCGCGGCACCAUCAACAUCAACACGACCGACCCUUGGAGCACUGAGCCCGUAAUCGACUACCGCGCCCUGACCAACCCUCUAGAGGCCGACUUCUUCGUUGAGUCAAUCAGAUUUCUCCGCCGCUACAACUUCGAGACCUCCCUAGCCUCUGAGUUUGAUCCGGUCGAGUACGUCCCCGGCCCUGAAGUCAUCUCGGACGAGGACCUCAAGGCCUAUAUCUCCGGGGCUAUGUCACCGACCGACUACCACCCUGUCGGCACAGCAUCCAUGCUGCCGCUGAAGUUGGGUGGUGUUGUUGACCAAACCUUGCGCGUGUACGGAGUGAAGAACUUGAGAGUAGUCGACGCCAGUGUCAUGCCCAUGGUUCCCAGUGCCAACACAUGCCAGCCUACCUACGCCCUGGCCGAGAAGGCCGCGGAAAUUAUCAAGCAAGGCAUCUGA